Messenger RNA from Fomitiporia mediterranea MF3/22, 954 nucleotides. Its product is annotated as kinase-like protein. The transcript has 8 exons. The coding region runs from base 1 to 954 and encodes 317 amino acids. Gene Ontology annotation, cellular component: nucleus; cytoplasm. The record is from RefSeq and is a predicted model, not a curated record. Gene Ontology annotation, biological process: mitotic DNA damage checkpoint signaling; protein phosphorylation. NCBI's taxonomy places the organism in Eukaryota, Fungi, Basidiomycota, Agaricomycetes, Hymenochaetales, Hymenochaetaceae. Gene Ontology annotation, molecular function: ATP binding; protein serine/threonine kinase activity.
AUGACUAUUCUACAGGAGAUAGAGCGUCUUGAUAUUGAGCAGAAGAAUGGCAAGCCAGCAAGGUUCGCAGCAAAAUUAAUAUGUAGACCACGAGACUACAAUGAUCGGGACGGAUCCGAGAACAAAAAAGUCAUCGAGAAAGCUAGAUACGAAGCUCAGCUCAUGAUGGAACUCCGACAUCCGCAUGUGCUCCUCAAAGGAUUGGCAUAUAUUCACUCGAAGAACGUUGUGCAUUGCGAUAUAAAGCCAGCAAACUUGCUAAUUAAAUCUCGAAUCCCAGGUCACCCUACAAGUACAAGGGGGGACAACGUUACAGAGAAGGAAAUAGUUGUGAUAUGCGAUUUUGGGAUUGCACGUAAACUUCCCGAAGACAAGUCACUAGAGUUCACUGAUGGACCGCGUCAGUACAUGGCUCCGGAAGUAUGGAAUGAAGAUAAACAUACAACCAAGGCAGAUAUAUGGUCGGCAGGGAGUGUUGUAUGCGAAUUCUUAACUGGAAACAACUUUUACGACAAGAUAGUGAAGCUUUACAAAAUUCAGUAUCACAUCUUGAAAGAAGUUGCAGGCGAAAUGACAAGUGAGCAAGUUGAGUACAUGAUAAAAAAUCUUCCGAGCCAUAUACCUGAGGUGGCGGAAGAUUUCCUUCGGAGAUGCCUCGAGGUUGAUCUAGAGAAAAGAUGCUCGGCGGAAGAGGCAUUGCAACAUAAGUGGUUCCAGGAAGGAGUUCAAACCACAGAGUCGAAGAAGGCAUCGGUCACGCCAGAGAAAGUGGAGAACCAAAAACAAGCAUAUGGAUCAGAUCCGUCAGCUAAGGAAGAAUCAAAAAGUAAAGGCCAUGAUAGAUCUGUAAAUCCCGAAUCCAGUAAAAAGAAACGGGAUGGACAUCAGCAUAUUGGAUGGAAAAGAGGUGGCGGUGGCGGUGGCGGUGGCGACUUCAAAAUAGUUGACAUCUAG